Cherax quadricarinatus is the source of this 1332-nucleotide messenger RNA. NCBI's taxonomy places the organism in Eukaryota, Metazoa, Arthropoda, Malacostraca, Decapoda, Parastacidae. The record is from RefSeq and is a predicted model, not a curated record.
ACACAUUUCUGUACUUUUUACAGUAAUUUAUCUGCUCUAGCUGUAUUUCUAUAAUUGUUAAAUAUGUUGGUGAUUGAUAAUAAAGAGUGAAUAAGUGUUUUAAAAAGAAAAUUGUGUUGUGGUGGUAUAGUGUGUUCUUAACAGGCUCGGGUAUAACAUCAUCUAACUACCCAGAUACAUGGGCAUAUUCUAGUGAAUCCCUACACUUUGCUAUGUAAGGCAAAAUGUGUUUAUAUGGUUGCCUAAUGAAGUGAGGAAAGAUGCCUGGCCAAGUCUGCUACCACUGUUUUCAUAUUAUCAACAUGUCAGUAAUUUUUCCUAUAGGUUUUUCAGUAUAUACUGCUCUGAUUUUCAGGAAACUAACACACACAUUAUGAGAGGGUUUACUGUAAUAUUAUUCUGGAUUUUCUCUCACAUGUUAUUUCCAAUUUUUGACAGUUACGUAACAAUCAAAGUAUAUCUGUUGAUAACCAAAGCAGUCCUGAGCCUCCAGAACUUAUACCUCCACUUACGCUAGUCGCUCCCUGGUGCUUCAGAGCCCUGACUUUACCGCCCCCAUUUCACCGGGGUAAAACUUUGGCGUACCGAUUACUAUGCAUGAUGAUUGUGCGGCAGCAUGAUCUUCAGCCUCCCCGCGACAUACUCACACAUUUCUAUAGAAUAUUACAUCAGGGUCUUGUUGGUCAAGACCAGGAAAUUAUUAAUACUCUAGUGGCAGAGUGUGGACCAAGCUUCUUUUCCCUGAGUCUGCCAGGUGCUACAAUGCUCACCCUUGAUUUCAUUUUUGCCACAAACACAGUCAUCACAUCUCCUGAUACCAAAGUUCAAGCUCCUAGACUUGAGGCCCUUAGUCUACUUGGGUCCUUACUGCCUCUGUCCUUGCUCUACCCGUCCAUGCCAGUUCUCCAGCCUUCAGCGGCGGACCUGGCUCUCAUGAAUUGCUCUGAUGUCAAGGAUCACUUAGUGAAUGUGUUGCUGAAGAGUGGUAAACGAGAUGGAUGGUGGCGCACGAGGUCAUUGGCUCUUAGCACUCUGGCCAUUUACCUCUACCAUGAACUGGCACACCAAACAUUCCACACCAAAGUAAACGAGGCAAUCAAUGUUCUACUAGCAUCACUGAAGCAAGCAGUAUCUUCAGUGCACCCAUCUAAGCAUCUGGCCCAGAGUAUUGAGAUUGGACGAUUAGUUGGGCAAGUAGCCGCUGAUCUGCUGCUUUUGUUAUGUGACCAUGCUGAGGCCUUUCUCACCCACUACCCAGAUAUUCCUACACGAAUUAUCCAGGUACUGUGCCAGACCCUUGGGGCAAUUGGAACAGACAUUAGCCUCACCACC